AUGGCUGCUGCUACUGAAACACGCGAGACCAACCUACAAGGCGACGAUGGUCUUUCUGAAUCUUACGGCCGUGCCAACUUGAGCGAGCAAGGCGAACUCGACGUUCAGCCAAAGACUGAUGAAGAGUAUGCGCAAGCUAUUCUUACGCUUCGCGCUAUCGUCUCUUCCAAGGAAGCAGGCGUGAUCAUUGGAAAGGCGGGAAAAAAUGUUGCUGACCUGCGCGAGGAAACUGGCGUCAAAGCUGGUGUCAGCAAGGUAGUUCAGGGUGUUCAUGACCGCGUGCUCACUGUCACUGGUGGCUUGCAAGGGUGCUCACGGGCUUAUGCUAUAGUUGCAAAAGGUCUACUUGAGGGUGCCCCUCAGGUGGGAAUGGGCGGGGUCGUUCAAAACAAUGGAACUCACCCCGUCCGUCUUUUGAUUUCGCAUAAUCAGAUGGGCACUAUCAUCGGACGCCAAGGUCUGAAGAUUAAGCACAUCCAAGAUGCUUCUGGUGUUCGUAUGGUUGCGCAGAAGGAGAUGCUGCCUCAGUCGACUGAACGAAUUGUUGAAGUGCAAGGCACACCGGAAGGUAUCGAAAAGGCUAUUUGGGAGAUUGGAAAAUGUCUCCUUGAUGACUGGCAGCGGGGCACGGGGACUGUUUUGUACAACCCGGCCGUGCGAGUCUCAGCCGGAGGAUCUGGCUCAAUCAAUAAUGGUGGAGGAGCUGGCAGCUACGGAAGUGGUGGCCGCUCAUACAAUCGCACGGGCAAUGGUGCUGAUUUCAGUGAACCCACUGGUGGCUACAAUCGUCGCGGCAGUGGGGAUGGUGCUGGCCGAAAUAUUCCACUGGUCACUGAUGACGGCGAAGAAAUUCAGACGCAGAACAUCAGCAUCCCUUCUGACAUGGUUGGUUGCAUCAUUGGUCGGGGCGGAAGCAAGAUUAGCGAGAUUCGCCGCAGCUCCGGUGCAAGAAUCUCCAUUGCGAAAGCUCCACAUGACGAGACUGGCGAACGCAUGUUCACGAUCAUGGGAAGCGCGCAGGCGAAUGAAAAGGCCUUGUAUCUUCUCUACGAGAACCUCGAAGCCGAGAAAAUGCGCCGUAGCCAACAGCCUCAAGAAUAA
Messenger RNA from Talaromyces proteolyticus, 1101 nucleotides. Its product is annotated as KH domain RNA-binding protein. Gene Ontology annotation, biological process: 3'-UTR-mediated mRNA stabilization. The transcript is spliced from 2 exons. NCBI's taxonomy places the organism in Eukaryota, Fungi, Ascomycota, Eurotiomycetes, Eurotiales, Trichocomaceae. Gene Ontology annotation, molecular function: mRNA 3'-UTR AU-rich region binding. Gene Ontology annotation, cellular component: cytoplasm; nucleus. The record is from RefSeq and is a predicted model, not a curated record. Bases 1 to 1101 code for a protein of 366 amino acids.